AUGAAAGAAAAACAAAAUACAGGUCGUUGGAGUAAAGAGGAAGAUAAGAUGUUGAUUGAAUAUGUACGCAGAAAUGGUCCAAGAAAUUGGAAAGAUGCUUCUGAUUAUGUAAAAAAUCGAAAUCCUAAGCAAUGUAGGGAAAGAUGGGAUGGGCAUCUUAAACCUGGUAUAAAUAAAAAACCAUUUAAUCGUAAAGAGGAAUUGGAAAUCAUUAGAUUACGUGAAAGAGAACAUAGCAGAUGGAGAGAUAUCGCAAAAAAAAUUGGAAACGGUAGAACCCCCAAUGCUAUUAAGAAUAUUUACACGCAACAACUAUCUAAAAGAGUACGCAGACCAUUAAGAAUAGAAGGUUAUAUAAAAGGUUUCAAAAAUAACACAAAGCCAAAAAUUUCUGUCAUUAAAGAAAGUCAUCCACAUAUGAAGUUAAGUUACAUUACAAAUUGA
Messenger RNA from Entrophospora sp. SA101, 444 nucleotides. NCBI's taxonomy places the organism in Eukaryota, Fungi, Glomeromycota, Glomeromycetes, Entrophosporales, Entrophosporaceae. The record is from the annotation of a GenBank genome assembly.